Messenger RNA from Oryzias latipes (Japanese medaka), 2428 nucleotides. RefSeq names its product G-protein coupled receptor 22. Gene Ontology annotation, cellular component: plasma membrane. Gene Ontology annotation, biological process: cellular response to hormone stimulus; G protein-coupled receptor signaling pathway. The record is from RefSeq and is a predicted model, not a curated record. Lineage: Eukaryota; Metazoa; Chordata; Actinopteri; Beloniformes; Adrianichthyidae. Gene Ontology annotation, molecular function: G protein-coupled receptor activity; peptide binding.
GGGAGGAGGAGGCGAUGAAGGCAGAAAGUCCAGCCCAUCGUAGAGGACACAGCGGCUGAGCAGCAGCAGUCCCACAACAUGAGGUCCUCCAGAGCUCUGACUGACUGACUGACUGACUGAGCAGCAUCACAACCGGGCAACUUGAGGGAAAGAUCCACCACGGCAAAGAGCUUCCAUCAAACUUCUGCAGCCUGGCGGAAGGCGGAAGAAGCUUGCAGUUUGGUAGACUCUGAUCUUGAGGGUUACUGAAGAAGAACAGUAUCUGUGAAGGACCCAUCUUUAAGAAAACAUUCUCCGACCUUAGGAUCCGUCUGUUACAGAUGUAUGGACCCCCCCAGGACCUUCAAGCUACAUCAAAGCUUUGCUCCUAUCCGGGUUCCUGCCCUUUGGUCACCUACAGUGUGAAUUUCCAGCUGCUGAGGAGAGGCUGACGGGGCUGAGCACUUCAACACAGCAGCAGCUGGUGGAGGGAGGAUUGUUGGAGACGGCUUCAACACAACAAUGACAAGCAGAAGCUGCACAUGAAAGAAAGCAUUCAUCUUUGUUCAGGACACGGAUCACGCUCUCCAGCAUGAAUGGGUGGGGGGUGGCUUCCUUAGCAGAGCCAGCGUCCUAAAAACUGAGGCAAAUCUUUAAAGGGGCUACCUCCAAAGACCAAAUCCAGACCAGUGAAGGCAAAGCUUUGGCAUUAAGGAGGGAGUUUUGUCUCCAUCGAGGACCUGAUGGCUACGCCCAUUGACCAUAGAUGGGCGGGGACAUCGACAGGCGCCCUUUCCUUCAAACUGCAGGCCUUUUGUAAAACACACGUCUACAGCGCAGAUCUCCAUGACAACAUGGGCAACAUGACUGAGUUUGACACCAAUGACCCUUUCAACAGUGACGCAGCAACCUCAGAGACCAUUAAACCAAACACCUUCCAGGUUUCUCUUACAGGUUUUCUGAUUCUGGAGAUCGUACUGGGCCUAAGCUCUAACCUCACCGUACUGGUUCUGUACUGUCUCCAACAGAACCUUGUCAGUUCUGUCUCCAACAUCAUCACCAUGAACCUGCAUGUGCUAGAUAUGCUGGUGUGCAUCUGCUGCAUCCCGCUGACUGUGGUGAUGAUUCUCCUUCCUUUGGAGGUGGGCAAAGACACCAUCUGCUGCUUCCAUGAGGCAUGCAUCUCAUUUGCGAGUGUUGCGACAGCAGCCAACGUGCUGGCCAUCACCGUGGACCGCUACGACAUCUCUGUGCGGCCUGCCAACCGCGUCCUAACGAUCGGCCGAGCGGUGGCUCUGCUGGGAAUCAUCUGGUCUCUUUCAUUCUUCAGCUUUUUGGUUCCGUUCAUGGAGGUGGGCUUCUUCAUAGGUUCCGGAGUAAACCUCCAAAACCAGACUGUGGUGGUGGCUGUAAAUCAUCCAAACAAAUACUAUACCGGUCUAUACUAUCACCUACUUGCACAGAUCCCAAUUUUUUUCUUCACAGCCAUGGCGAUGUUAGUAACUUACUACAAGAUCCUUCGAGCUUUGAACAUUCGCAUUGGAACGCACUUUCAACAUAACUUAAGGAAAAAGAAGAAAAAGAGUAAAAACGCCGUGCCCCUGAGCACUGCCUCACAGGCAGACCCCACAGUCUGCGGCAGCACAGGGGUCAGGGCAGAAGCAAGCGCUCCUUUAGGGAUGCAAACAUCUGUGUCCGUCAUCAUCGCGCUCAGACGAGCCAUGAGACGCCAUCAUGAGAGAAGAGAGAGGCAGAGACGAGUCUUCAGGAUGGCCCUGUUGAUCAUCUCCACCUUCCUUCUAUGCUGGACUCCAAUCACUCUGCUCAACAUCUUCAUCCUGAGCACUGGACCCAGCGACCUGAGCAGUCACCUGCGCUUGGCCUUUUUGGUAAUGGCUUACGGGACCACCAUCUUUCAUCCGCUUCUUUAUGCCUUCACCAGGCAGAAGCUCCAAAAGGUACUGAAAAGCAAAAUGAAGAGGGUGGUCUCUGCUGAUGAAGACGAGCACGGAGCAGUUAAUCUGGUCAUGAGCGACGCCAGGACUAAAACCAGAAGACACAAGAAGUCGACUUCAAAAACCCAGAGGCCCGGCGCACAGGAUGCAGAGUGACGAGAUUCAUAAAUGUGUUGGAGUCCACACGAAGGGCAGUGAAAACUACAGCCACACUGCCAUCUGUUGACCAAUCCAACCAACACGAUGACAGCAAGAAGAGUUUUCAUUAAAUGUCUACAUUGUGCAACUUAUUCAAAGAAAAGCAGAUUAUUGGCCAAGGAAAGUUGUACCCAAAUCCAUCACAGAAACUAACCAGGCUGGGCAGGAGUUUCUGUUUCACACAACUGUUCAAAAAAGGAAUUUCAUUCCAACCGAGAAAGUUUUCUAACACAUACAAUAGUCCUUUGAGCCAUUUAUUGUUUGCUAUUGUCAUUAAAAAAGAACUAAAAGGGAAA